AUGGGCAAACACAAAGUCGAAAAGAAAGAGAAAAAGUCAAAGAAGGACAAAAAGCCCAAGGAUGAGUUUUCUGAAGGCACGGAUGUUGUUUCUUUGGAUCUAAGUGGUGAAAGUGACAACGAUACCUUGACUGUGAAUCAGGAAUAUGCUCAACGUCUUGACCGUAACAAGAGCCGUCAAGAGUAUGACACCUUGAAGGAAAAGUACGGCUCAGAUAUCGAUGAGGAUUCGCCCUCCGAGGACGAAGAUGAUGUCGGCGAUCUUGUUACAGAGGAGAUCGACCAAGGUAUUGAGAAGGUUAUCGAGACUAUUCGCCAUAAUCCUGAAGCAUUGAAAAACCCCGAGGUCAAAUUCUUCCCUGAUGUUGAUAGUACUCUUCCAACUAAGGUGAAAAAGGACAAGCCAAUGUACCUGAAGGACUAUCAUCGGCAGACUUUAUUGUCUAAUGCGAAGGAUGAAGAAAUGCCUACUGAAGAGUCUUAUAACGAGUUACAAGCUCGUCAAAAAGCAGAAUUAAUCUCAGCACUCAAUGGAGAUGUUGAUGAAGACGAGGACUUUUUGACGAAGCGGACUGAACAGCGAGAAGUUGAAGAGAUCCAAUUGCCCAAUCCUGAAGAAGAUGAGGAUGGGUUCCUUAAAGGAUUCCUUUCGAGUAAAGGUUGGAUCCCUAAAGACGUUGAUGAGGUUACUGGAGAUAAAAAGGUUCCUACAUAUGGUGAGAUUGUCGAAGAGGAUAGCGAUGAGUUUGACGAUCUAGCUGAUAAGUUUGAAACGGCAUAUAAUUUCCGGUUCGAAGACCCCGACGCAGCCGAAGUUAUCAGCUAUGCUCGUGACCAAAGCACAAUGCGCCGUAAGGAGGAUAGUUCUCGUCGGCGAGCUCGUGAUAAGAAGCGACAACGGCGUGAAGCUGAGGAAAAUCAACGUAAAUUCGAGCUGGCUCGUUUGCGAAAGCAUAAAGUGAACGAAGUAACUGAUAAGCUUGAAAAACUCGCCUCAGUUCUCGGUGAUGAUGAUAUUUCUGCCAAGUUUACCCAGGAAGAUCUUGAAGGAGAAUGGGACGAUGAUGAGUGGGAUAAACGCAUGAAGAAGCUGUUUGACGACGAGUUUUACUCCAAGCAGGAUGAUGAUUGGAAUCCUCAGGAUUCUGUAGAACCUGGGGCAGAAAUCGACGCCGUAGGCGCUGAUGCAGAAGUUGAGACUCAAGCCGAGCCUGAGGAAGAAACUAAACCUGUCAAAAAAGAGACUGAGAAGAUUAAAGAGGUGAAGCCUUUGACCGAGAUGUCCAAAAAGGAGCUCAAGAGAAAAGCCCAAGAAAUUGUUGACGCCAACACGGAUCUCUUACUUGACGAGACGUUCAAACCAUCAGCCCAGUUCUGUUACCGUGAAGUUGAAGCUGAAUCGUUCGGUCUUUCGACGCGAGACAUUCUGCUGGCAGACGAUAAGGAUCUCAACCAGUAUGUUGGCUUGAAACAUUUAGCACCGUACCGUGAUGCAGACAGGGUUUCUAAAGACAAGAAACGGUAUGCCAAAAAGCGGCGUCUUCGCGAAUGGCACAAGCAAGCGUUUGGCGCCGAAGAAGUCGACACGGACGAAUUAUGGGAAAAACUGAAGAAAGAGACUGCUGGACCCAUGCCUGCGAAGAAACGUCGGAAGCAGAAAAACAAAUAA
Messenger RNA from Wickerhamiella sorbophila, 1668 nucleotides. RefSeq names its product Protein kri1. Bases 1 to 1668 code for a protein of 555 amino acids. Lineage: Eukaryota; Fungi; Ascomycota; Dipodascomycetes; Dipodascales; Trichomonascaceae. Gene Ontology annotation, biological process: endonucleolytic cleavage in ITS1 to separate SSU-rRNA from 5.8S rRNA and LSU-rRNA from tricistronic rRNA transcript (SSU-rRNA, 5.8S rRNA, LSU-rRNA). The transcript has a single exon. The record is from RefSeq and is a predicted model, not a curated record. Gene Ontology annotation, cellular component: nucleolus; 90S preribosome.